Messenger RNA from Polypterus senegalus (gray bichir), 3282 nucleotides. RefSeq names its product PHD finger protein 14 (gene phf14). The record is from RefSeq and is a predicted model, not a curated record. The transcript is spliced from 19 exons. Lineage: Eukaryota; Metazoa; Chordata; Cladistia; Polypteriformes; Polypteridae. Gene Ontology annotation, biological process: regulation of transcription by RNA polymerase II. The coding region runs from base 92 to 2866 and encodes 924 amino acids.
ACGCGUCGAAGAAGUGUUUUUUCUAAUGUGAACAAUACAUCUUUGUGCCGUUCGUUUUGUUCAAAAGUAAGCAAUCGUUACAUCCAUCCAAAUGGAACGCAGUUCAAAGAGAAGACAGGUGAAGCCUUUAGCUGCAUCGUUAUUAGAGGCUCUGGACUAUGACAGCUCAGAUGACAGUGAUUUCGAAGUUGGUGAUGCUUCAGGAUCAGAAGGCAGUGGGAAUGGUAGUGAUGAUGAUGGGUCAAAAGAAAGUGCUGGAGGAUCUGAAAGUGACUCAGAGGGAAAUCCAUCAGAGGAUGAGGACGGUGAGCCUAUAAGUAAGGAACAGUCUAAAACGAGUCCUGUAAAAGAUUCGGGUACUGAGGAAAAAAAUGAAUAUGAACCAUGUGAGUCUGAAGUUAAAGAGGAAGGUGCUUCCAAAACCAAGAAAAAAGUAGAAAAGAUACUAGAAGCUGAGGCCAGUGCUAGUGGUAGCACAGAAGAAUCUGCUUCUGAGCCUAAAAAAUGGAAUCUUCGAAGAAACCGACCAAUGUUGGAUUUCAUUACAAUGGAAGACCUGAAUGAGAUGGAUGAUUAUGAUAGUGAAGAUGAUAAUGACUGGCGCCCUUCUGCUGAGAAAAAAAAGGGGAAGGCUGCUUUGCAGAAAGGUGGAAGUGAAGAUGAUGAUGUGAGUGUUAGUGAUGAGGAUGAAGACAAUGAUGAUGAUGAUGAUGAUGAAAAUGAUGAGAAUGACAGCAGCAGUGGCAGUGAAAAUGAAAAUAAGAAAACAAAAUCAAAAGCGCCCAGAACAAACAGUGCAGAUGAUGAAGAAUGGACCAAUGACAGCCUUAGCCUCUCACAAGGCAAAAAUAACGAGGAUUCCUUAAUAUUAGACAAAACUCAGAACUGGAGUUCUCAGAAGAUGGAUCAUAUUUUGAUUUGCUGUGUCUGCUUAGGAGAUAAUAGUGAAGAUGCUGAUGAAAUAAUUCAGUGUGACAAUUGUGGCGUAACUGUGCAUGAAGGUUGUUAUGGAGUUGAUGGUGAAAGUGACUCCAUCAUGAGUUCAGCUUCAGAAAAUUCUACUGAACCCUGGUUCUGUGAUGCAUGCAAAAAUGGAGUUGUGCCAAGCUGUGAACUAUGUCCUAACCAGGAUGGGAUUUUUAAAGAGACAGAUGCUGGAAGAUGGGUUCAUGUUGUAUGUGCCCUAUAUGUCCCAGGAGUUGCAUUUGGCGACAUUGACAAGCUACGGCCGGUAACUCUAACUGAAAUGAAUUAUUCCAAGUAUGGUGCAAAGGAAUGCAGCUUUUGUGAAGACCCACGCUUUGCACGAACUGGUGUUUGUAUAAGCUGUGAUGCUGGCAUGUGCAGAUCUUAUUUCCAUGUAACAUGUGCUCAAAAAGAAGGACUUCUUUCAGAAGCAGCAGCUGAAGAAGACAUUGCCGAUCCAUUCUUUGCAUAUUGCAAACAGCAUGCAGACAGGUUUGAUCGAAAGUGGAAGCGAAAAAAUUACCUUGCCUUGCAGUCAUAUUGUAAAAUGACAUUGCAAGAAAGAGAAAAGCAACUUUCUUCUGAGGCACAGGCUCGAAUUACUGCCAGACUUGAACAGUAUCGUACUAAAACAGAACUGGCCCGUAACACCAGACCACAAGCUUGGGUGCCAAGAGAGAAACUACCACGACCACUUACCAGCAGUGCCUCUGCAAUUCGUAAGCUUAUGCGCAAAGCUGAACUCAUGGGAAUCAGUACAGAUAUAUUUCCAGUUGAUACUUCAGAUACCAGCUCCAGUGUUGAUGGCAGAAGAAAACAUAAACAACCAGCCUUAACUGCAGAUUUUGUGAACUAUUAUCUUGAAAGGAAUAUGAGAAUGAUACAAAUCCAGGAAGGUAUUGCGGAGCAAAAGAACCUGAAAGAUAAGAUGGAAAAUGAGCAAGAAAAACUCCACAUAGAAUAUAAUAAGUUGUGCGAGUCAUUGGAGGACCUACAAAACAUUAAUGGUAAUUUAAGAACUGAAGGACAGACUAUGUGGACAUUGCUCAGCAGCAUUCUUGGACAGAAGCUGAAUUACCCAGCAAUUUUGAAAACUCCUAAAGAAAGAAAGCCAAGUAAGAAGGAGGGAGGAGCUCAAAAGUCAUCAUCACUCCCAGCAGUACUUUACAGCUGUGGAAUUUGCAAGAAGAACCAGGAUCAGCAUCUUCUACUGCUAUGUGAUACCUGCAAGCUGCAUUAUCAUCUUGGCUGCCUUGAUCCACCUCUUACAAGAAUGCCAAAGAAGACAAAAAAUAGUUACUGGCAAUGUUCAGAGUGUGAUCAGGCAGGUAGUAGUGACAUGGAAGCAGACAUUGCUAUGGAAACCUUGCCAGAUGGGACCAAACGAUCAAGGCGGCAGAUUAAAGAGCCAAUAAAAUUUGUUCCACAGGAAGUGACUCAAGACCCAAAGAAGAUUAUAAUAAGAAAUACAAGGACUAGAGGCCAGAAACGUAAGAGAGUGUCAAUUUCGGAAGAAGAGAAGCCAGAGGAGCCACCUCCCAGAGAAAGACGACAAAGACAAUCAGUAAUGCAGAAGAAGCCAAAGUCAGAUGACCAGAGAACAGAAUGUGCUACUUGUAAUGGACCAGGAGAGAAUGAAAAUUUAGUUAGGUGUGAUGAGUGUCGACUGUGCUAUCAUUUUGGAUGUUUGGACCCCCCUCUAAAGAAAUCUCCUAAACAGACUGGCUAUGGAUGGAUUUGUCAAGAAUGUGAUACAUCAUCUUCAAAAAAUGAAGCCUCUACUAUCAGCAGUGAUGCCAGAAAUAAUCAGGAAGAAGAAGAGGAGGAAGAAGAAGAAGAAGAUCAUGAGGAUGAAGAAUCAGUUAAAGAAGAAACUGAACUGCCAGAAAGUCCAAAAUGAAUUUUAACCAUAUACUGUAGUUUGCUUUGUAAUUAAAUAGCUACUAUAUGUGUAUUAUCAUAUUUUGAUGAAAUCUUGUUUUAAUGUGAACGUCCCUGUUUAUUAUCUUGGCUUGUUAUACUGUUGCUUUCAAUGAUAUAAUUUUUUGUUUGCUUUCUUUCUUUCGAGCAACUGUAAAAAAAUCAGGAAUGUCAGAUAGCUGUACUUGAUGUAGUACUGUAGUACUACCAGCAGUUGUAAAAUCUAGCAGUUCUUUAGAAAGGAGUAUUGUCUUAGUUAUUAUAAAUGACAAACACAAAACCUUAAUACUUUACAGAAAAAUUAUUCAACCAUGAAAUCUGUGUUAUUGACAGUAUUGAAAGUUGCUAAUUUCUGAAGUACUGUAUCAGUAUCAUAUUAAAAAAUGUUCAAAUAUA